Messenger RNA from Penicillium concentricum, 420 nucleotides. RefSeq lists its product as uncharacterized. Bases 1 to 420 code for a protein of 139 amino acids. The transcript has a single exon. The record is from RefSeq and is a predicted model, not a curated record. Lineage: Eukaryota; Fungi; Ascomycota; Eurotiomycetes; Eurotiales; Aspergillaceae.
AUGGGAAACAUUCCUAAAUCAUUCAAUAUUAUUGGCACGGCCUCGACACGCCCCGACCACCUAGUGAAAGGGGACUCGGGAGUGGACGCUGCCCGCAUCCGAAACCGCAAUAACGCCGCUAACAUGCUCCGCUACCUAUGCGAGUUAUCAUCCCAGGCUCGGGGAGACGAGUACACGAGAAGGUCUUUCGACGGCGUGGCUCGCGUCCUUUCGGCCACAGUGACUCAACACCUCAUCACCAUCUCUGCCCAUUGGACUAUGGAACAGUCCAAUGAUGGGUUUUAUUACACCCAUCUCCUCAAGGACAUUGCCACUGAGAGGAUAACCCACGACCAGUGGAAUGAAGUAUCGGGGUGGUUGCAGAAUUCCAUCAAGUUUGUGGUGGAUAAGACAAGAGCUCAAGUGGGAGUUGAUCUGUAA